Messenger RNA from Coccinella septempunctata (seven-spotted ladybird), 1290 nucleotides. Its product is annotated as NF-kappa-B-activating protein-like. The transcript has a single exon. NCBI's taxonomy places the organism in Eukaryota, Metazoa, Arthropoda, Insecta, Coleoptera, Coccinellidae. The record is from RefSeq and is a predicted model, not a curated record. Gene Ontology annotation, molecular function: RNA binding. The coding region runs from base 1 to 1290 and encodes 429 amino acids.
AUGGCGCGAUUUGGGGCUGGAAGAAAAUCAAAAAGUGGAAAGAAAAAAGCCCUUCAAUUGAAGGGUAGACAAAUGUCUAAAAAAAGACCUUUGCUUCCGAAGAAAGGUGUGACACAAACAUCAUACGAAACUGGAUUCUUCGAUUUCUUCAAAGUGUUCUGGAAGAAUAAUCAACGUAUGGAAUUAUGCAAUUUAACAAAGCAAGUUGUAAACGCUUGGGAAGCUCUUCUCCCGAAACCAAAGCUGAGCAAGCGGAAAGUUCUCAAGGAUUACUCCAAAGAAUACAAAGCACUUCAAGAAGAAACACGAAGGCAACUGCUAGCGAAACAGGAACUUCAGAGAAAUAAAAGGGAAAACAUGGAAAGGAAAAGAAUGAAGAAAACGAAUGAAGAUGAUUCGGGGACCGAAACUGAGGCAAAUAGCAGAAGCAACUUCGAUGAUACCGAUGAAAGCAUCCGUAGUGACAAGCGAGGAGGUACUGAUAACGAAAGUCAAAGCAGUAUGGACGAAAAACAAACUCAUACUGAUGAUGAGAGCAUGAGUGAGAAAAAUAGUGCAUCGUAUGGCGAAUCUGGAAGUGAGUAUGAGAGUGAUAAGGAAACCCUUGUUGAAAACCGAAGAGAAAAACGUAAGAGGAAGGGAAGAAAGUAUAAAAGCUAUGACGAAUAUGUCAAGAUCAGAAAUAAAAAGUUCAAAUUAGACUCAGAUGAUGCCGAUGGAAACAGCAAAGGAAGAGCUGGUCAUGAGACCAAUCAGGAAGCAAAUAACAGGCAGGACCAACAAGAAGAUUGCGACAAAGUCCCUAAGGAUAAUAUAUUUUUUCCGAUGAGAGAAGAACAGUCAUUCGAUAGAAUAGUCAGGAACAAUUACGAUGACCAGAAUGAAAUGUUGAGAAAACUCAAGGAAUACGGAUCCAACAUCGAUUCGGAUAAUCCAGAAAAUGACAAUAAAAGAACGGAUAGCGUGGACAGCCUUUCUUCCGGUCUUGCAGGUCCAAAAUUUCCAUCGCAAGGAAGACACAGCAGCGGAAAACUGUGCACUCCAACUGAUACUCUCCACGUUAAGAAUUUGGUGGUGGGCAUAAGGCAGCCUGAGUUACAAGACAUCUUCAGAGUUUUCUUGAACGAUAUAGUUUUGAUCAGAGUAUUGGAUAACAAAUUUAACGGAGAAGCCGUUGUUGCCUUUAAAAACGUUGAAGCUGCCCAGAAAGCAUGGAGUCAAAUGAACGGGGUGGAGUAUAAACGUCUUCCAUUAGUCUUGGAAUUCUCGAAUAAGGAGGACUUAUUAUAA